This is a messenger RNA of Anguilla rostrata (American eel), 3569 nucleotides long. It is a transcript of the gene clpxa, whose product is annotated as caseinolytic mitochondrial matrix peptidase chaperone subunit Xa. Gene Ontology annotation, cellular component: mitochondrial matrix. The coding region runs from base 471 to 2348 and encodes 625 amino acids. Gene Ontology annotation, biological process: protein folding. Lineage: Eukaryota; Metazoa; Chordata; Actinopteri; Anguilliformes; Anguillidae. The transcript has 15 exons. The record is from RefSeq and is a predicted model, not a curated record. Gene Ontology annotation, molecular function: ATP-dependent protein folding chaperone; ATP binding; ATP hydrolysis activity.
UGUUGUCUAACCAGCUAACGAUAUAACAUUCGAAUCUUCAGUAAUAACCAUAAACUAUGUGGCUGACCUACUUCGUAACAAGCAGCGCUUACAUCACUUCGCGAUUUGUGCUGUCACACACAGACAAGAAAACUGCGUUUUGGGAGUUUACCAAUGCGAUCUGUACUGUGUGACAUUGGAACUAGUCUACACAUGCCAACCGGACCUGGAGCACUCUGCGCGAGUUCUGUUCUCACCGUGACUCGACGAAUUUAUUUAGUCUGAUUGUGUAUGGUUGGUUCCUCUCGCGGAUUUACCCGCUUGGGCCUACCAACACAUUUCAACAUCACACGGUAUUUGCGGAACAGAACGUACCCUACGUUACCGUAGCUACCAUUUUUGCUACAGUGUAGCUGGCAAGCUAACACGGCUUCGAACAUUUCUGAACAAAUUUAUUUGUUAAUUGUGGCUGGACCCUUGUUAGUGAAAAAAUGUCCUGCACGUGCGCAUCUGCGGCGAGAUUACUCAUAAAUUCAGCACACAAAGGAUUCACUUGCUCUCGGAUUCAGUUGUUUGCAUUUGGUAGACCGAGUUCUCAUGAAGUUCAUCUGACUCGAAGAGUACCUGUGAGAUCAUUCUCAGAGACCGCAGUGUAUUUUGCAUCAAAAGAUGGAACAACGAAAGAUGGCUCAGGAGAUGGAAAGAAGUCUUUGAGUGAGGGAGCAGGGAAGAGAUCUGCAAGUUCAGGAAGCUCUGGGAAAGGAGGCAGCCAGCUCCGCUGCCCGAAGUGCGGUGAUCCCUGCACUCAUGUGGAAACAUUUGUCUCUUCAACACGCUUCGUGAAAUGUGAGAAGUGCCAUCACUUUUUUGUGGUGCUCUCUGAAACUGACUCAAAGAAAGGUCUGAAUAAAGAGCCGGAAUCUGCUGCAGAAGCUGUUAAACUAGCCUUUCAGCAAAAGCCACCGCCGCCUCCAAAAAAGAUCUAUGCCUACCUCGAUAAGUACGUUGUCGGCCAGUCCUAUGCAAAGAAAGUGCUAGCAGUGGCUGUGUAUAACCAUUACAAGCGCAUUUACAACAAUAUCCCAGCUGGCCCAAGACAGCAGGUUGAAGUGGAGAAGCAGACCUCCCUCACACCGCGAGAGCUAGAAAUAAGAAGACGUGAAGAUGAAUACAGAUUUACAAAGCUGCUGCAAAUUGCUGGAAUCAGUCCCCAUGGCAAUGCCCUUGGGGCCUCCAUGCAGCAGCAGGUGAACCAGCAGACCCCACAGGAGAAGAGAGGAGGCGAGGUCCUGGAUUCCAACCACAGCGACAUUAAACUGGAGAAAAGCAACAUUGUGCUGUUGGGCCCAACAGGAUCAGGGAAAACUCUUUUGGCUCAGACCCUCGCGAAAUGCCUGGAUGUCCCCUUUGCCAUCUGUGACUGCACCACUCUGACCCAGGCCGGAUAUGUGGGCGAGGACAUCGAGUCUGUGAUUGCCAAGCUGCUGCAGGAUGCUAAUUAUUCAGUUGAGAAAGCACAGCAAGGCAUAGUCUUUUUGGAUGAAGUUGAUAAAAUUGGAAGUGUCCCUGGAAUUCAUCAGUUGAGAGAUGUUGGCGGGGAAGGUGUACAGCAAGGUUUACUCAAACUUUUGGAAGGUACCAUUGUCAAUGUUCCUGAAAAGAAUUCAAGAAAAUUGAGAGGAGAGACAGUGCAAGUGGACACUACAAACAUCCUGUUUGUUGCUUCUGGUGCCUUUAAUGGACUUGACCGAAUAAUCAGCAGGAGAAAGAAUGAAAAGUACCUGGGCUUUGGCACGCCGUCGAACCUGGGGAAGGGGCGGCGCGCGGCGGCCGCGGCUGACCUGGCCAACAGCAGCGGGGAGGUGGACACGGUGCAGGAGAUGGAGGAGAAGGACCGGCUGCUUCGCCACGUGGAGGCCCGGGACCUCAUCGAGUUCGGCAUGAUCCCUGAGUUUGUGGGACGCCUGCCCGUGGUGGUGCCGCUGCACAGCCUGGACGAGGAGACGCUGGUGCGCAUCCUGAUCGAGCCCCGAAACGCCGUGGUGCCCCAGUACCAGGCCCUCUUCAGCAUGGACAAGUGUGAACUGAAUGUAACUCCAGAUGCCUUGAGAGCCAUUGCCAGACUGGCUUUGGAGAGGAAGACCGGUGCUCGUGGGCUAAGAUCGAUUAUGGAAAAGCUGCUGCUUGAACCCAUGUUUGAAGUGCCACAUUCUGACAUUAUGGCUGUGGAACUCAACAAAGAAGUCGUUCAUGGAAAAUCAGAUCCCCGGUACAUUAGGGCACCUGCCAAAGAGUCUGCUGAGGAGGAAUAUGAUUCUGGGAUUGAAGAGGAGAGCUGGCCACGACAAGCAGAUGCAGCCAACAACUGACAUGCUUGUCGCUCAUUUCAGGAAUUUAUUUAAAUAUAAAAAUGUAGAAUCUUAUCCCUUCAGAAAAUACGCUGUGGAUUUUUUGCAAUCCGUCGACAGAAAUGUAACAAUGUGAGAUCAGAAAGAACAUACUAUAACAGAGUAACAAUGUGAUUAUGUUUUUCUACAACAAAGGUUCAAACAGAGGACAAACAAAGUUAGGCUUGACCCUGUGAGACCCUGUUUCCAUGUAUUGGAACAGAAUUCUUUUUAGUGUUUGGAGGUGCAUUAACCGGGUGACCUACUCUAUUCUGUCUUUUCCUGAAAGAGGGACUGUUAACAUGUAUAUCUGUGUAAAGAUCAAUUAAUUUUAUUCUUAACAAAUUAAGUAGGUAGCUCUAUUUUGAUUUUGAAGACUCCGUUGAAACGGUUUGGGAACCAAAUGGAUAUAGAUGGGAUCAUAACCUACACUUGAAAAAGUAGAACUAGACACAUUCAAGUUUUUACCAAUUUAGAAAUUACAUGUAAUGGUCUUUUCAUUGAAGUGUUCAAAUCUGUUAUCACAUCAAUUUUUGUUUUCAUUUUUUGAUUUAAACUGGCUUAUUGGUGUUAAGCAGUUCUACUGAAAUGGAGUUUAAAAGGUCAUGCACCUGACAGUAAUUUGGAAGUUAUGAUUUUGUACACUAGCAAAUUUCACAGAGCAAAUGUUGAAAGCAACAUUUUUAAACUGUAAAAAAUUGACAGUUCUGCUGCUUAAAAGGGAUUUCUCAAAAUUAUUCACAUAUGCAUAAUUCCAGAGGAAGUACAUGUAUGCAUGUCUGUUGACAUUUUAAAGGAACUGGACUUAAUACACAAACCAGCUUUUUAACACUUACACUGGGGGAGUUUGAAAGCUUUUUUUUCUCUCCUCCAUGUAGUCAUGCAGUGUUAUGUUUCUUAUGGAACAGCCAUUUUCUCCUAAGUGUUAAAGCCAUUCUGUAUCUUCAGGUUGAACCACACUUCAAUCCUUAGCAAAGCCUCUACACGUUGGCUGAACACUAUAUUGUAACUGUACAUUCACUUUCUGUUUCUUCUAAAGAAACAUUGCUUUUUUUUUUGGUUUGGAAAUUGCUACCUAUUCAUUUUGAUCCAAUGCAUACAGGUCAAAAAGCAAACUUAUUUGCCCUAAAACAUUUGUGAACCUCAAGGAUUUCUAGAUGUGAUUGUUUAAAAUAUGAAUAAAGUUGUACAUCUCUGUAUAAA